CCACCGCUGGUUAUUCGUGUAAGCAACAAAAGCGUGAGGAAGCUUCCCUUUAUCUACGCCUCGCCUCCUCUUCCAUUACCCGUCGUCGGUGAUCUUCUUCCUUCGUCUUUCCAACGAAGCCAUGGAUUCGCUCUGCCUCUUGGCGCUCUUGUUGCUUUGCUGCUUAGCAGCGGCGGAGGCUGAAAAGCAGACUUACAUAGUCCACAUGGCGAAGUUUCAGAUGCCGGCGGCCUUCGUGGAGCACGGCGACUGGUACGACGCUUCGCUACGGGCUGUCUCCGACACCGCUGAGAUCCUUUAUUCGUAUGACACUGUUGCGCAUGGCUUCUCCGCUCGGCUCACCGCCGCGGAGGCUAGCGCGCUCGAGGGGCUACCUGGUGUGCUCGGCGUCCAUCCCGAGGUCCGUUACGAGCUUCACACCACGCGCACGCCGGAGUUCCUCGGCAUCGACCACGGAGAGGGAUUCGUCCCCCAGUCCGACUUCAACAGCGACAUCGUCGUCGGGGUGCUCGACACCGGUGUGUGGCCGGAGCGCAGGAGUUACGACGACGCUGGGCUCGGCCCCGUUCCUGCCAGCUGGAAGGGCGCCUGCGAGGAGGGGAAGGACUUCAAGGCCGCCGACGCAUGCAACCGGAAACUCGUCGGCGCGCGGUUCUUCUCCAGGGGGUACGAGGCCACCAUCGGCGCCAUCGACGAGACCAAGGAGUCGAGGUCGCCGCGGGACAACGAUGGCCACGGUACACACACCUCCUCCACCGCGGCGGGAUCGACCGUCCCUAGCGCCAACCUGCUCGGAUACGCCGCCGGCACCGCCCGUGGCAUGUCCACUCGCGCACGCGUCGCCGUGUACAAGGUCUGCUGGCUCGGCGGGUGCUUUAGCUCCGACAUUCUCGCUGCUAUCGACAAGUCCGUAGAGGACGGUUGCGGCGUUCUGUCCAUGUCGCUGGGCGGCGGCACGGCGGACUACUUCCGUGACAGCAUCGCCACCGGGGCUUUCAAUGCCAUGGCUAAAGGGGUUGUUGUUUCCUGCUCCGCCGGCAAUGCGGGGCCCUCUGCUUCAACACUCUCCAACUUGGCGCCGUGGAUCACCACUGUCGGAGCCGGUACGCUGGAUCGCGACUUCCCUGCCUACGUCGUGCUAGGCAACGGGAAAAACUUCAGCAGCGUCUCACUCUACAGCGGGAAGCCGCUCUCCUCGUCGCCUUACUCCUUCAUCUACGCCGGGAAUGCCACCAACGCCACCAACGGCAACCUCUGUAUGCAGGGGACCCUUAUCCCUGAAAAAGUCGCAGGAAAAAUUGUCCUAUGCGACCGCGGCAUCAAUGCUCGAGUGCAGAAGGGCUUUGUUGUCCGUGACGCCGGCGGAGCCGGUAUGAUCCUCGCUAACACCGCCGCCAACGGAGAGGAGCUCGUCGCCGACGCUCACCUCCUCCCUGCCUCCGCUGUCGGGCAAAAGGCUGGAGACGCCAUCAAGUCUUACCUAUUCUCAGAUCCGAGCCCGUCGGCCACGAUCGUAUUCGGAGGGACCAAAGUCGGAAUCAUGCCGUCACCGGUGGUGGCAGCGUUCUCCUCCCGCGGUCCGAACGCCGUCACUCCCGACAUCCUGAAGCCAGACAUCAUCGCGCCGGGCGUGAACAUCCUAGCAGCCUGGACAGGGCAGGUCGGCCCGACUGGACAGGCGGCAGAUCCGCGGCGAACGGAGUUCAACAUCAUCUCCGGGACCUCCAUGUCGUGCCCCCACAUCAGCGGCCUGGCGGCUCUUCUCAAGGGGGCGCACCCGGACUGGAGCCCUAGCGCCAUCAAAUCUGCCCUAAUGACCACUGCCUACGCCGCUUACUCCAACGGCAACGGCAUCCUCGACGUCGCCACCGGCCACGAUGCCACGCCCUUCGAUUUCGGCGCCGGCCACGUAGACCCGCCGAAGGCCCUCGACCCCGGCCUCAUCUACGACAUCUCGCCGGACGACUACAUCGAUUUCCUCUGCGCCCUAAACUACACGACCCUCCAGAUCGCGAGCGUCUCCCGUCGGCCCAACGUCACCUGCGACGCCAGCAAGUCCUACGCGGUAUCCAACCUCAACUACCCCUCAUUCUCCGUCGCAUUCUCCACGGCGAGCAGCUCCGAGGCGCAGGCGGCGACGACGGUAAAGCACGCACGCACGCUGACCAACGUCGGCUUACCGGGGACGUACAAGGUGACAGUCACAGCUCCAGCGGAGGUGAAAGUGGCGGUGGACCCGCAGGAGUUGCGCUUUGCCGCGGCGGGGGAGAAGAAGAGCUACACGGUGAGCUUCUCCGCGGCGUCGCAGCCUUCCGGAUCCGCCGCGUUCGGCCGACUCGAGUGGACCGACGGGAAACACGUCGUCGCGAGCCCAUUGGCCUUCACGUGGACCUAAAGAUUCGCGACUUAAAGCAGCCACUCGUGAUGUACGGUCCUGAUAGGCCAAGCGCCGAAGCAUAUCAAUAAGCUGUGGUGCUUUAAAACAAGAAACGAAAAAUGUUCUAUGUUUGUGUGCGUUUUUAUUAACACGCUUCAUUUUAGAGUUCAAAA
Zingiber officinale is the source of this 2550-nucleotide messenger RNA. Its product is annotated as subtilisin-like protease SBT1.7. The record is from RefSeq and is a predicted model, not a curated record. Bases 122 to 2395 code for a protein of 757 amino acids. Gene Ontology annotation, biological process: proteolysis. NCBI's taxonomy places the organism in Eukaryota, Viridiplantae, Streptophyta, Magnoliopsida, Zingiberales, Zingiberaceae. The transcript has a single exon. Gene Ontology annotation, molecular function: serine-type endopeptidase activity.